Saccostrea echinata is the source of this 819-nucleotide messenger RNA. Its product is annotated as macrophage mannose receptor 1-like. Bases 41 to 643 code for a protein of 200 amino acids. The record is from RefSeq and is a predicted model, not a curated record. Gene Ontology annotation, cellular component: external side of plasma membrane. The transcript has 5 exons. NCBI's taxonomy places the organism in Eukaryota, Metazoa, Mollusca, Bivalvia, Ostreida, Ostreidae. Gene Ontology annotation, molecular function: carbohydrate binding.
CUUAAACUGCACUAUCAACGAAAGAUGUAGUGAGGUUUCUAUGGACACAUUACAGUGUACAGUAUCAGAUUGUGGAGUACCAGUGAUUUUGCGUGCUGACAUGAACAGUGUCGAGAGAUGGGAUGGUAUUGGAGUAGAAAGACGCAUGCGUCUUCAGUGCCUUAGUCCAUACUCUAGGAAGGGGUCAGGGGUCAUUUUGUGUCAGAAAGAUGGACAGUGGAAAACGGACAUUUUGUGUGGUUUCGAAUUUCAAGGCCAUUUUUACCGGUUUCAUUCUGAGGCUACAACGUGGGAAGGCGCCAAGGCACGAUGUAACAGCUUCGGCGGGUACCUGGUAGAGCUAGACACAGGCAAUGAAAGGGACUGGAUUUUUACAACAUUUAUCGCUCCAAAUUUUCGACAAGAGGAUUGUCAAAAGUUUUAUGACUGUGGAAGUUGGACUGGCGGCAGAGUAAGAGACGGCGAACUUACAUUUGUUUGGAGCAGAGGUGGUAACCCUAUAGGCAACAAUCUGUGGUAUGAUGGGCAGCCAAACAAUAACGGGGACGACCAAGACUGCGUUGAGCUUACCCGUCAGUCUGGGCUACUGAAUGACCGAGGUUGCCUAACACCUAAUGCAUUUAUUUGUGAAUGGGACCCUUAAAAAGAGUUUUGUGUGGAUUUAAUAAAUUAACUUACUUUACAUAGGAAAAUUGGACCUUGUUUGUAUUUAUAUUUGUUUAUAAUAUAACGAUUGUACACAUAACUGUUCACUUAUCAUUUAAGUUCAAAACAGCAUGUUUUUGUUAUCUUUCUAAAAUUUUGAAGUAAUUGGUAUUU